AUGGGCGAGCAAGGAAACCGGCGGGAGGAGCGGAGCGAGGCUGAUGAAGAGCCUCACGGCCCAAACAUCCCCUCCCUCGCUACCGAACUCCAAGAGAAAAUCUUCUCGCACUGCGACGCCUUCUCCGUCGAAGCCCUCCGAGCAACAUGCAAGCACCUCCGCGCUAUUGGAGAGCGCUAUCGAUUCGAUGAGGUGCACUUCGCGUGGCACGAACGCAGCGUCAACAAGUUCCUCCGCAUCACGAAUCAUCCAGUACGUAGUAAGAAGAUAAAGAGAGUGGUCUUGCAUGCGGAUGUCCUUCGUCCGCUCCAGGAUGUGAAGGACAUGUUCUGUCUUGAUUACGAGGACGUCGACCACUUUCUCAAAAUGCGGUACGUGAAAGGAGAGCUCGAGCGUGCCCUCGAUCCGUACGCCAAGGCCGAGUUUGAAGAGGUCCGAGACAUCGUAUUCACGGCAGCCCAGCUUAGGGGCUUUGAUCUGCGGCAGGAGAUCGAUCGGGGCAGAGAGCACCAGUACCGGGAGGGUUGGGGUGCGCCGAGCUACACCGAUCACAACUGGCGUGUUUUUCGGGCCAUCGCCCAGCUGAAAAACCUAGAAGAGGUCAUCGUGAUGGUCACCGAAGGCGAGGCAGAGAUUGCCCACUGGCUCAACUAUGCUCCAAAGUGUCGGCAUCCCUUCUGGCGGGACCUCUACGAUGCGGUCCCUGCGAAGCUCUAUUUCUGGUCCUGGCCUCCGAGAGGUCUGCACCAGGUUCUGGAGCUUGUGCAUGGUUUUAUGCUCCUAAAUUGGUACCCUAAACGGUUGCGGAUUGAGUGCCGCAGUUUGCGUUCUUGGGCACAGAACUGGUCGGACGCCCACGAACGGGGGCUAUGGUGUCUCAACCUGCAAAGACUGAACGCAUUGGCACCCGCGUUUGCUCGCAUCACCCGCUUCGACGUCAGGUUCAUGGCCUUUCCCGAAUCGUCAAUCUGCGGCGAUUGGCUUCCCAUGUGGCGCAAUCCCGGCAACGUAGAGGAGCUCCGUCUUAACGAGUUCUUGAAGCAACCCGGAAACCUGCGUUCCUUGUCGAUCGAGAUUGCGUCAAACGUCGGGUUGCAUGCAGUUUUUCAAGGUGUAACGCUCCCGUUUCUCCAGUCGCUUACGCUCGCUGGAAAAGCUUCAAUGGCUGAGCUGUCGAUGUGGAUUAGGAGUAGUGUGCCUCUUCUUCAAAAACUCAACGUUGUGAAACUGAAAGAGCGCGACUUGAAAACCGACGGAUUGAUGAGGUUAGGUUGGGAAAAUGUUACCAAAGUUGUGUACGGCAGAAAGCAAGCCAAAACUAUGAAGAUAGAAGCGAUGAAAAUGGCCUGCUACGAGAAAUUCGAGGAUCUGAUACUUCUGUAUGCUCUUUGGUACCCUAGGGAGAAAGGUCAGGAGUCAGCUAACUCCUCGACGGGACCAUCGUGGCAAGAGGAAAAGGACUACGUGGUGCUAGAAUGGUAGAUUGGUGAUUUUAGAGAG
This is a messenger RNA of Mytilinidion resinicola, 1500 nucleotides long. RefSeq lists its product as uncharacterized. The record is from RefSeq and is a predicted model, not a curated record. Gene Ontology annotation, molecular function: protein binding. The transcript is spliced from 2 exons. NCBI's taxonomy places the organism in Eukaryota, Fungi, Ascomycota, Dothideomycetes, Mytilinidiales, Mytilinidiaceae. Bases 1 to 1482 code for a protein of 493 amino acids.